CCGGUCGCUCAGCGCGCACGCGACGUUUUUUUCAUUCGGCGGUUGAGUGAAACUAAAAAGGCAACGAGCCUCCUUGUCUGAAGGCGAACAAACACAUACACAAAGAUGAGUAAGGCACACCCGCCUGAGCUAAAAAAGUUCAUGGACAAGAAGCUUUCACUAAAGUUGAACGGAGGCAGGCACGUGCAAGGCAUCCUGCGAGGAUUCGACCCAUUUAUGAACCUGGUGAUGGAUGACUGUCUGGAAAUGGGACCAAUCGGACAGCAGCAUACCAUCGGCAUGGUGGUCAUCAGAGGUAACAGCAUCAUCAUGUUGGAAGCCUUGGAGAGAGUCUGACAGGAAGAGACAUGGUGUCUGUCCAUUUUUUUUUUUUACUUUGUUAACAAAAGGACUGUUUUUGUGUAAAAUGUUGAAUUUGUGAAUAAAACAUUUUCCUUUGUACUUUGGA
This is a messenger RNA of Entelurus aequoreus (snake pipefish), 448 nucleotides long. Its product is annotated as small nuclear ribonucleoprotein G. Gene Ontology annotation, molecular function: RNA binding. Gene Ontology annotation, biological process: mRNA splicing, via spliceosome; spliceosomal snRNP assembly. Gene Ontology annotation, cellular component: U12-type spliceosomal complex; U4 snRNP; U5 snRNP. The coding region runs from base 106 to 336 and encodes 76 amino acids. The transcript is spliced from 4 exons. Lineage: Eukaryota; Metazoa; Chordata; Actinopteri; Syngnathiformes; Syngnathidae. The record is from RefSeq and is a predicted model, not a curated record.